UCACGAUCCAAGUGGAUUGACGACGAUCUGUGAUGUCUCGUGUCUGGGAUCUGCGAGGUGAGCGUGAGAGCGUGAGAUGGAUGCCGAUACGGUUGCAAUACGUUUAAAAUUUUCUGACAAAAAUGUCGAUUCCACCGUAUUUGCUGGGUCCGAACCCAUGGGCCACCAUGAUGGCCCAACAGCAGGCUCACGCUCAAUUAGCAGCGGCUCAAGCUCAUGCUCAAGCAGCUGCGCACGCGCAAGCAGCGCACCAUGCUCAUAUGCAAGCUAUAGCAGGACCGCCGUUGCCGCAAAUGCCCAAACAACCAGAAGUUUUGUCAGAGGAUAAACUUCAAGAGAAAGCCCAAAAAUGGCAACAACUCCAAUCAAAAAGAUUCGCGGAGAAAAGAAAAUUUGGUUUCGUGGAUGCUCAGAAAGAAGAUAUGCCGCCGGAACAUAUUCGAAAAAUUAUCAGAGAUCACGGCGAUAUGAGCAGUCGCAAGUACAGACACGAUAAACGUGUUUAUUUGGGAGCUCUGAAAUAUAUGCCCCAUGCGGUAAUGAAACUGUUGGAAAAUAUGCCUAUGCCUUGGGAACAAAUUCGAGAUGUAAAAGUUUUGUACCAUAUUACAGGUGCGAUUACAUUUGUAAAUGAAAUUCCAUGGGUUAUCGAACCUGUAUAUAUCGCUCAGUGGGGUACAAUGUGGAUUAUGAUGCGAAGAGAAAAAAGAGAUCGUAGACACUUCAAAAGAAUGAGAUUUCCACCAUUCGACGACGAGGAGCCUCCGUUAGAUUACGCGGAUAACGUUUUAGACGUAGAACCUUUGGAAGCUAUUCAGAUCGAACUCGAUUCCGAGGAAGACGAAUCUGUGGCAUCCUGGUUUUACGAACACAAGCCACUCGUCGGUACUAAGCAUGUAAAUGGAUCCACUUACCGGAGAUGGAACUUGACUCUACCGCAAAUGGCAACUUUGUACCGUUUGGCUAACCAAUUACUAACAGAUUUGGUGGAUCAAAACUUUUUUUAUCUUUUCGAUCCAAAGUCUUUCUUUACCGCUAAAGCAUUGAAUAUGGCUAUACCCGGAGGUCCAAAGUUUGAACCACUGGUGAAGGAUUCGAAUGCAGCCGACGAAGAUUGGAACGAGUUUAACGAUAUAAAUAAAAUAAUAAUUAGACAACCUAUAAGAACAGAGUAUCGCAUCGCGUUUCCUUAUCUGUACAACAAUAUGCCACAUUUCGUUCAUCUAUCAUGGUAUCACGCGCCAAACGUGGUUUACAUAAAAACCGAAGAUCCCGAUUUACCUGCAUUUUAUUUCGAUCCUCUGAUCAAUCCCAUCUCUCAUAGGAAUUCGUUGAAGACCGUAGAACCUCAAAUCGAAGAUGACGAAGACUUUAUCCUCCCCGAAGAAGUGCAACCGUUCCUUCAAGAAACUCCUUUGUACACCGAUAACACGGCGAAUGGUAUAGCUUUGCUAUGGGCACCAAGACCGUUCAAUACCCGUUCCGGCAGAACUAGAAGAGCUAUCGACAUACCUUUGGUGAAGUCUUGGUACAGAGAACAUUGUCCGCCCGGUCAGCCUGUUAAGGUUCGGGUCAGCUAUCAAAAGCUACUAAAGUAUUUUGUUUUGAACGCUUUGAAGCACAGGCCUCCGAAACCACAGAAGAAACGUUACUUGUUCCGAUCGUUCAAGUCGACAAAGUUCUUCCAAACCACUACUAUAGAUUGGGUGGAAGCUGGACUUCAAGUAUGCCGGCAGGGAUACAAUAUGUUGAAUUUACUUAUUCAUAGAAAGAACUUGAACUAUCUUCAUUUAGAUUACAAUUUCAAUCUGAAACCGGUGAAAACUCUUACCACCAAAGAGAGAAAGAAAUCUCGAUUCGGAAAUGCUUUCCAUUUGUGUCGCGAAAUUCUUCGUUUAACAAAAUUGAUCAUCGAUUCUCACGUGCAAUAUCGGUUAAAUAACGUUGACGCGUUUCAACUCGCGGAUGGAUUGCAAUACAUUUUUGCGCACGUCGGUCAACUGACCGGAAUGUAUCGAUACAAAUAUAAAUUGAUGAGACAAAUCAGAAUGUGCAAAGACUUGAAACAUUUGAUUUACUAUCGUUUCAAUACGGGUCCUGUCGGUAAAGGUCCUGGUUGUGGAUUUUGGGCACCCGGUUGGAGGGUAUGGCUGUUUUUUAUGAGAGGAAUUACGCCGCUGCUGGAAAGGUGGUUGGGAAAUUUGCUAUCCAGACAAUUCGAAGGUCGACACUCAAAGGGAGUGGCUAAAACCGUAACGAAGCAGCGCGUCGAGUCCCAUUUCGACCUUGAAUUGAGAGCGUCGGUGAUGCACGAUAUCGUGGAUAUGAUGCCGGAGGGAAUAAAGCAAAAUAAAGCUCGUACGAUACUUCAGCACCUUAGCGAGGCAUGGAGAUGUUGGAAGGCUAAUAUUCCGUGGAAGGUGCCAGGAUUACCGAUUCCCAUCGAAAAUAUGAUCCUGCGGUACGUGAAAAUGAAGGCCGAUUGGUGGACGAACACGGCGCAUUACAAUCGAGAACGUAUAAGGCGCGGAGCGACCGUGGAUAAGACCGUUUGUAAGAAAAAUCUUGGACGGUUGACGCGACUCUAUCUUAAAGCGGAGCAGGAGCGUCAGCACAACUACUUGAAGGAUGGCCCGUAUAUUUCGCCGGAGGAAGCGGUAGCGAUAUACACGACAACCGUACACUGGUUAGAAUCGAGAAGAUUCGCUCCUAUACCGUUUCCACCGCUCUCUUACAAACACGACACCAAGCUGCUGAUAUUAGCGUUGGAACGUUUGAAGGAAGCGUACAGCGUCAAGUCUCGAUUGAAUCAAAGUCAACGCGAAGAACUCGGUUUGAUAGAACAGGCGUACGAUAAUCCGCACGAAGCAUUGUCCAGAAUCAAACGGCACCUUCUGACCCAGCGAGCAUUCAAAGAGGUGGGAAUCGAAUUCAUGGACCUGUACAGUCACCUGAUUCCCGUUUACGACGUCGAACCGCUCGAGAAAAUCACCGAUGCUUAUUUAGAUCAAUACCUGUGGUACGAAGCGGACAAACGAAGAUUGUUCCCGCCGUGGGUGAAACCCUCGGAUACAGAACCGCCGCCUUUGUUAGUUUACAAAUGGUGUCAAGGUAUAAAUAAUUUGCAAGACGUUUGGGAUGUCAGCGAGGGAGAAUGUAACGUGUUGUUGGAAUCAAAGUUUGAGAAACUCUAUGAAAAGAUCGAUCUGACAUUGCUGAACAGGCUUCUCAGAUUGAUCGUCGAUCAUAAUAUAGCCGAUUAUAUGACCGCAAAGAAUAACGUCGUUAUAAAUUACAAGGAUAUGAACCACACAAACAGUUACGGAAUAAUUCGUGGAUUACAAUUCGCGUCGUUCAUAGCGCAAUAUUACGGUCUCGUGUUAGAUUUGCUUGUCCUCGGGCUACAAAGAGCCAGCGAAAUGGCUGGUCCUCCUCAAAUGCCAAACGAUUUUUUGACUUUCCAAGAUGUGGCUUCCGAAACGGCCCAUCCCAUCAGGUUGUAUUGCAGAUACGUUGACAGAAUACAUUUGUUUUUGAGAUUUUCUGCCGACGAGGCGAGAGAUUUGAUUCAAAGAUACUUGACGGAGCAUCCGGACCCCAACAACGAGAAUAUCGUCGGUUACAAUAACAAGAAAUGUUGGCCACGCGACGCUCGAAUGCGACUCAUGAAGCACGACGUUAAUCUAGGUCGCGCAGUAUUUUGGGACAUAAAAAACCGUUUACCCCGUUCGACGACCACCAUACAAUGGGAGAAUAGUUUUGUCAGCGUGUACAGCAAAGACAAUCCGAAUCUGCUGUUCAACAUGAGCGGAUUCGAGUGUCGAAUCUUACCGAAAUGCAGAACCACUCACGAGGAAUUCACGCAUAGAGACGGCGUGUGGAACUUGCAAAACGAAAUAACAAAGGAAAGAACGGCUCAGUGUUUCUUGAGAGUCGACGAUGAAAGUUUGCAACGAUUCCACAACAGAGUCAGGCAAAUUCUGAUGGCAUCCGGGUCCACGACAUUCACAAAGAUCGUAAACAAAUGGAACACGGCAUUGAUCGGACUGAUGACAUAUUUCCGCGAAGCAGUGGUAAACACGCAAGAACUGUUGGACUUGUUGGUAAAGUGUGAAAAUAAAAUUCAAACGCGUAUCAAGAUCGGGCUCAACUCGAAGAUGCCUUCGCGAUUUCCACCGGUGGUAUUUUACACGCCGAAAGAACUGGGCGGACUUGGAAUGCUCUCCAUGGGCCACGUGCUGAUACCUCAGUCGGACUUGAGGUGGUCGAAACAAACCGACGUCGGUAUCACUCACUUCCGUUCCGGCAUGAGCCACGACGAGGAUCAAUUGAUUCCAAAUUUGUAUCGGUACAUUCAACCGUGGGAAUCGGAAUUUAUCGAUUCGCAACGAGUAUGGGCGGAAUACGCGUUGAAGCGUCAAGAAGCUAACGCGCAAAACCGUCGGCUCACUUUAGAAGAUCUCGAAGAUAGUUGGGAUCGUGGUAUUCCUCGCAUAAACACGCUGUUCCAAAAGGACAGGCACACGCUCGCUUACGACAAGGGUUGGAGGAUACGUACGGAAUUUAAGCAGUAUCAGGUGUUGAAGCAAAAUCCAUUCUGGUGGACUCAUCAACGGCACGAUGGUAAAUUGUGGAAUCUGAACAAUUAUAGAACAGAUAUGAUUCAGGCUCUGGGCGGCGUCGAGGGUAUAUUGGAGCAUACGCUUUUCAAAGGAACCUACUUUCCAACUUGGGAAGGUCUUUUCUGGGAGAAAGCAUCCGGUUUCGAAGAAUCUAUGAAGUAUAAAAAAUUAACUAAUGCUCAAAGGUCGGGAUUGAAUCAAAUUCCGAAUCGGCGAUUCACCCUAUGGUGGUCCCCGACCAUCAACCGAGCAAACGUAUACGUUGGUUUCCAGGUUCAACUGGAUUUGACGGGAAUCUUUAUGCACGGUAAAAUUCCAACCCUAAAGAUUUCCCUGAUUCAAAUUUUCCGUGCGCAUUUGUGGCAAAAGGUACACGAGUCGAUCGUGAUGGAUCUUUGUCAAGUUUUCGAUCAAGAGUUGGACGCGCUAGAAAUCGAGACCGUUCAAAAGGAGACGAUACAUCCGAGGAAAUCGUACAAAAUGAAUUCGUCUUGUGCCGAUAUUCUCCUCUUCUCUGCCUACAAAUGGAACGUUUCUAGGCCCUCUUUGCUCGCUGAUUCCAAAGAUCUUAUGGAUAACACUACCACGCAAAAAUAUUGGAUAGACGUGCAACUUCGAUGGGGAGAUUACGAUUCUCACGAUAUCGAAAGAUACGCUAGAGCGAAAUUCUUGGAUUACACCACGGACAAUAUGUCUAUUUAUCCGUCGCCAACCGGAUUGCUGAUCGCCAUUGAUUUGGCAUACAAUUUGCACAGUGCGUACGGUAAUUGGUUCCCUGGAUGCAAGCCUCUGAUACAGCAAGCGAUGGCAAAAAUAAUGAAGGCGAAUCCGGCGUUGUACGUGUUGCGAGAACGUAUCAGAAAAGCGUUGCAACUUUAUUCCUCCGAACCUACCGAACCGUAUCUAUCUUCGCAGAAUUACGGAGAACUAUUUUCCAAUCAAAUCAUCUGGUUCGUCGACGAUACCAACGUUUAUCGCGUUACCAUUCAUAAAACGUUCGAAGGGAAUUUAACGACGAAACCCAUUAACGGAGCCAUCUUUAUUUUCAAUCCUCGAACCGGUCAGCUAUUCUUAAAAAUCAUCCAUACAUCGGUUUGGGCCGGCCAGAAGCGUUUGGGCCAGCUGGCAAAAUGGAAAACCGCCGAAGAAGUGGCUGCGCUCAUCCGAUCUUUACCGGUCGAAGAGCAACCUAAGCAAAUAAUCGUAACCAGAAAAGGAAUGUUGGAUCCUUUGGAAGUUCAUUUACUCGACUUUCCCAACAUCGUGAUCAAGGGAUCGGAGCUUCAGCUACCGUUUCAAGCUUGCUUGAAAGUCGAGAAAUUCGGCGACUUAAUUUUGAAAGCAACCGAACCCCAAAUGGUCUUGUUCAAUUUGUACGACGACUGGUUGAAGACCAUUUCCUCCUAUACCGCAUUCUCGCGUUUGAUUCUUAUUCUUCGCGCGUUACACGUAAAUACCGAAAGAACAAAGGUUGUUUUAAAGCCCGAUAAGACAACCAUAACGGAACCUCAUCAUAUAUGGCCUUCUUUAACGGACGACGAAUGGAUUAAAGUCGAAGUACAGCUAAAAGAUCUUAUAUUGGCCGAUUACGGGAAAAAGAAUAACGUAAACGUUGCGUCGUUGACUCAAUCCGAGAUUCGAGAUAUUAUUCUGGGCAUGGAAAUUAGUGCGCCGUCCGCUCAACGUCAACAAAUCGCCGAAAUCGAGAAGCAGACAAAGGAACAAUCGCAGCUUACAGCGACCACUACGAGAACGGUAAACAAACACGGCGACGAAAUCAUUACGGCGACAACUUCUAAUUACGAGACGCAGACGUUCAGUUCAAAGACCGAAUGGCGGGUGAGGGCGAUUUCAGCUACAAACUUGCAUCUCAGGACGAACCAUAUUUACGUGUCGUCCGAUGACAUCAAAGAGACCGGUUACACUUACAUAUUACCAAAGAACGUCCUCAAGAAAUUUGUUACCAUUUCCGAUUUACGCGCUCAAAUCGCGGGAUACUUGUACGGCAUCAGUCCACCGGACAAUCCUCAAGUUAAAGAAAUCAGAUGUAUAGUUAUGGCUCCGCAAUGGGGCACGCAUCAAACGGUUCACUUGCCAAACACGCUUCCGAAUCAUCAGUAUCUCAAAGAAAUGGAACCUCUCGGCUGGAUUCACACUCAACCUAACGAGUUACCGCAAUUAUCGCCUCAGGAUAUAUCGACGCACGCUCGGGUAAUGGCAGAGAAUCCGAUCUGGGAUGGCGAAAAGACCAUCGUCAUCACCUGUAGUUUUACUCCCGGAUCUUGUUCCCUAACAGCCUACAAAUUAACGCCGAGUGGCUUUGAAUGGGGAAAACAAAACACCGAUAAAGGAAACAAUCCUAAAGGUUACCUACCUAGCCAUUACGAAAAGGUGCAAAUGUUAUUGUCCGAUCGCUUCCUCGGCUUCUUUAUGGUACCGAGCCAAGGAUCUUGGAAUUAUAACUUUAUGGGUGUGAGACACGACCCGAACAUGAAAUACGAACUACAAUUGGCAAAUCCAAAAGAAUUUUAUCACGAAAUUCAUCGACCGGCCCACUUUUUAAACUUUUCUAGUUUGGAGGACGGCGAUGGUGUUGGAGCCGAUCGAGAGGAUGUAUACGCUUAAACGAGAUGAGCAAAGAAAAGUAAAACGAUAAAAUAUCGUUAAAUCUGUACUUUUUUUCCAAAGUUCAUUGUGGCAUAACCGACAACGUUUAAUUAAAGAUGAAACUUUUGUUCAAAUAUCGAGCGCUUUUAAUUGUAUAUACACGAAUCGAUCGCGCACGCUUAACAUAAAGUAUCGUAAAAGAUUGAACAGUUUUUUAUUAAAAAGUUGACUAGCUAAACGAGUCGUGGUUGGUCCCCGAUGCAUUCUCGCUAACGCGUUUCUUUUUUUUUUUUACCUUUGAGAAAUAUGCGUAUCCAGUAAUGUUUGUAACGUUUAGUUUAUAAGUUGACUAGUAUUAAACCAAUUCAAAUUUGUACUAUACUUUAAUAUCAAUUUAGAAUAAAAAAUACAUAAUUUAUACACAUACGCGUGUACACAUUAAGAAAAUGUACAAAUUUUCACACAUUUAAUCUCGUAAAAUACAUUACGCAACAUACAUUUGUUAUUUCCUUGGCGUACAAUAAACAAGUUUGGUAAACU
Molecule: messenger RNA, 7769 nt
Organism: Hylaeus volcanicus
Lineage: Eukaryota; Metazoa; Arthropoda; Insecta; Hymenoptera; Colletidae
Gene: Prp8
Product: pre-mRNA-processing-splicing factor 8
Exons: 9
Coding region: 123-7247 (2374 amino acids)
Biological process (GO): mRNA splicing, via spliceosome; spliceosomal tri-snRNP complex assembly
Cellular component (GO): U5 snRNP; catalytic step 2 spliceosome
Molecular function (GO): U2 snRNA binding; U1 snRNA binding; pre-mRNA intronic binding
Source: RefSeq, a predicted model, not a curated record